Messenger RNA from Dioscorea cayenensis subsp. rotundata (Guinea yam), 1676 nucleotides. Its product is annotated as UDP-glycosyltransferase 73C6-like. Gene Ontology annotation, molecular function: UDP-glycosyltransferase activity. Lineage: Eukaryota; Viridiplantae; Streptophyta; Magnoliopsida; Dioscoreales; Dioscoreaceae. The record is from RefSeq and is a predicted model, not a curated record.
UUCAUCAUCAAAUCAAAGAGUUUCUUGUUUAGUAUGACAAACCAAACAGUCAUCCCACUUAGCCAAAAUUCCGGCAAUGUUCCCAACCCCCACUUUGUUCUAGUGCCGUUAAUGGCGCAAGGCCACAUGAUCCCCAUGAUCGACAUGGCUCGGCUCAUCGCCAGCAGAGGCGUGCAUGUCACCUUCGUCACCACCCCUAUCAACGCUGCACGCAACACCACCUCCAUAAACUCCAUGCAUGGCUCUGGUCUCCCUAUCCAUUUCCUCACCCUCCCAUUCCCAGGCACUGAAGCUGGGCUCCCUGAAGGUUGUGAAAACCUUGACACUCUGCCAUCCAGGGCCCUUAUCAAGAACUUCCUAGAUGCAUGCCGUUUGCUCAAAGACCCUCUCAUUAACCAUCUCAAAGCUCAGAGUCAUCUUCCUCCUCCAAGCCUCAUCAUCACUGACCUCUCUCAUCCUUGGACUAGAGAGGUUUCCAAGGAGCUAUCCAUUCCAAGGCUCUUUUUUAAUGGUUUUGGCUGCUUUGCUCUUCUUUGUUCGUUCAACAUACGUCAGCAUAAGAUUCAUGAGACCAUUACCGAUGAGAAUGAGCUGUUUGUCAUCCCUGGAAUGCCAGACAGGAUAGAGUUGACACGUGCAGCAGGCCCCUGGGUUUUUCUACCAAAGAAUUGGAGAAGUACACGCAGGGAGGUAAGAGAAGCUGAGAUUGAUGCUGAUGGCGUGGUGGUGAAUAGCUUUGAUGAGUUAGAGAGCCCGUACUGUGAAUGGUACCAGAAAACAACUGGAAAGAAGGCUUGGAUGAUUGGUCCUCUGUCACUGUCUAACAAGAAUGUAGCUGAUGUGGCAGCCAGAGGGAACAAGGCAGCCAUUGAUGAAAGCUUGUGUAUGAGCUGGCUUGACUCCAUGAAACCAAGCUCAGUUCUUUACGUGAGCUUUGGUAGCAUGGCACGCACAAAGGUUGAUCAACUUGUGGAGUUGGGACUCGCACUUGAAGCUUCAGAGAAGCCUUUUGUAUGGGUGAUAAAAGCUGGGGAAAAGAUGGCAGAGGUGGAGAAGUGGUUAUCUGAAGGUUUUGAAGAGAGAACAAGAUCAAGAGGCUUGAUCAUAAGAGGAUGGGCUCCUCAGGUGAUGAUCUUAUCACACCAAGCAGUUGGAGGGUUCAUGACUCACUGUGGAUGGAAUUCCACUCUUGAAGGUGUGACUGCAGGUGUGCCAAUGAUCACAUGGCCUCAUUUUGCUGAACAGUUUAUUAAUGAGAAGUUGAUUGUUCAAGUGCUGAAGAUUGGAGUGUCAGUGGGAGUGAAGCAUCCCACAAAGUGGGGUGAUGAUAAUGGGGAUGCAGUGCUGCUUGAGAAGGAGAGGGUUGAGAAGGCAGUAGCGACGUUGAUGGCUGAAGGAGAGGAAGCAGAGGAAGCAGAGGAGAUGAGGAAGAGAGCAAAGGUGUUGGGAGAGAUGGCUGGCAGGGCAAUGGAAGAAGGUGGUUCUUCUUAUCAGAAUUUGAGCAACUUGAUACAGUGCUUCAAUGGUGCUGAUCAUGGUCAAGUGGGGGACAAGAAGAAUGCACUUUUUGCAUAGCUUGUUUUAUUUAAUUUAAAUUUUCUUUUUUUUUUUUAAUUUGAAAGUCUAAUUUAUUUGGACAUUGAUUUGAAAAUCCAUUGUAUUGUCACUAUUGUGCA